Messenger RNA from Spodoptera littoralis (African cotton leafworm), 1128 nucleotides. Lineage: Eukaryota; Metazoa; Arthropoda; Insecta; Lepidoptera; Noctuidae. The record is from the annotation of a GenBank genome assembly.
AUGUCCAGUGACUUUCUAGGAGUGGUUCUUGAUGCUGGUUCACAGUCUUUGAAGGCAGGGUUCGCAGGGGAACCUUCUCCAAGGACCAUGGUGCCCAAUAUUGUAGGCAGGUUUCGUCGCGACGGACUCAUGGAUGGUAUACCGAUUGUGUAUUGUGGUACCCAGGCUAUUAAAAACCGAGGUAUAUCCAAGUUGGUGUACCCAGUGAAGGAAGGUCGAAUCGAGGACUGGGAUGAGAUGGAGAAGCUGUGGCAUCACGUCUUCUACAAGGAACUGCACGUACCGCCAGAGUGUACGAAGAUCAUGCACUCUGUGCAUCCACUUACUUCAAAGAAUGAUAAUCAAAAAAUGGCUGAAAUAUUGUUUGAAAUGUUUGCCAUUGAUUCACUCUACAUUGCACAAUCAACGGCUUUGGCGCUGAAUGCUUAUGGCAGGACGUCUGGCGUUGUUUUGGAGUGUGGCCACUUCUGCUCCUACGUUGCACCGGUGUUUGAAGGGUUCCCGUUAAAGCACGCUACAAUCACCUCACCGGUAACUGGCAAUAUGCUGACCAAAAGACUGCAGAAUCUCAUGUUCAAAGCUGGAUAUUCACUCACAACUCCAUAUGAGCUAGAUCUGAUAGAAAAAAUUAAGAAAGACACGUGUUACUUAUCUCAAAACUAUGAUAAGGAGCUGGCAGAAGCGUCAGGUUAUGAUAGCAAGAUUAAGUACAAGCUGCCGGAUGGCCAGGAUUUACUAUUGGGAGAGGAGCGGUUUCUCUGUCCAGAGAUCUUUUUUAAACCUGAGCUUGAAGAACUGAAGUGUAAAAAUAUAAUCGAGACCAUUUGCCAUGGUAUCGAUUUAUGUGAUCUUGAUUUUAGGCCCAUGUUCUACAGCAACAUCGUGUGCUCUGGCGGUGCUACCAUGACACCAGGUUUCGUCGAGCGGCUCAAGAAGGAGCUGACGAACUCCCUGAAAAAGGCCUCGCGUGACGUCAGACCGCAUGUAGAAGCGAUACCCGUGAGACAGUUCGCGGCCUGGGUGGGGGGGUCUAUGCUAGCCUCCUUCCCAAACUUGCAAGGAUUCUGGCUGACCAAGGAAGAGUACGAAGACUCAGGAUCUGAUCUUGUCAAGUCUAAGUUCUUUUAA